AUGGGGGCGUCGCUCUCGAACUUGACGGAGGGGGCGAACGGGUCGGGUCUGGGUCCGGGUCUGGGCGACAUCCCGGAGAACUGCGUCGCCUGCGUUUUCAUGUACCUGACUCCGCCGGAGAUUUGCAACCUCGCCAGGCUCAACCGGGCGUUCCGCGGCGCGGCGUCGUCGGAUGCGGUUUGGGAAUCGAAGCUGCCCCCUAAUUACCAUGAUCUGCUUGAUUUGCUGCCUCCCGAGAGGUACCAGAACCUGUCGAAGAAGGACAUCUUUGCCCUCCUCUCCCGCCCCGUGCCUUACGACGAUGGCAAUAAGGUAUUGUGGCUUGACAGGGUGACCGGAAGGGUUUGCAUGUCGAUUUCUGCAAAGGCCAUGGCUAUAACAGGGAUUGAGGAUCGGCGAUACUGGAACUGGAUUCCUACAGAAGAAUCAAGGUUUCAUGUUGUAGCUUAUUUACAACAGAUAUGGUGGUAUGAGGUGGAUGGGGUUGUGAAGUUCCCUUUUCCAGCGGAUAUCUACACCCUGUCUUUCAGGCUUCACAUUGGAAGAUUUGCAAAAAGGUUGGGACGGCGUGUUUGCAACUUUGAGCACACCCAUGGUUGGGAUAUAAAGCCAGUACGAUUUGAGUUGUGGACUCCAGAUGGUCAGCAAGCAUCAUAUGAGUGCUGCUUGGAUCAAAUUGAACAUGAUGAUGCCUAUGGCAGUCAUAAGCGUGGAUGCUGGGUUGAUUACAAGGUUGGUGAGUUUAUUGUCACUGAUGCAGAUCCUGUGACGGAAGUUAGAUUUUCCAUGAAACAGAUUGAUUGCACACAUUCCAAAGGUGGGCUAUGCGUCGAUUCUGUUUUUAUUAUCCCUAGUAAUUUGAAAGAGCGCAAAAGAAAAGGGGUUUUGAAGUAGCCAGACGUUGAACAGGGAAGUUGUUAAUUCAAAUGAAUGUACCCACAAGAUUUAAGCUGGGAUUUAUGUACACCUUAUACUUCUGAACGCAUAAGAUGUUCAAGAGGAGAUGCCAUCUUAUUUGGUUUUUUGCAGUAGGUGUGUGUCCUCUAUGGUCAUGUAAUUGAUCCAGUUUUGUUCAAUUCUCUACCUUGCAGAUUAGAAUUAGAUUAAGGGAACAUACUUUUGUAUGAACUUUUUUUUUGUCUUUCUCACUGUAAAGCAUUUCUGUAACUUAAAUGUGAUGUCAAUUUACACUGUCUUUUCUUUUUGGUUACA
Molecule: messenger RNA, 1212 nt
Organism: Rosa chinensis
Lineage: Eukaryota; Viridiplantae; Streptophyta; Magnoliopsida; Rosales; Rosaceae
Product: F-box protein PP2-A15
Exons: 3
Coding region: 1-894 (297 amino acids)
Molecular function (GO): protein binding
Source: RefSeq, a predicted model, not a curated record